This is a messenger RNA of Pieris rapae (cabbage white), 3356 nucleotides long. RefSeq lists its product as uncharacterized. The transcript is spliced from 15 exons. The record is from RefSeq and is a predicted model, not a curated record. NCBI's taxonomy places the organism in Eukaryota, Metazoa, Arthropoda, Insecta, Lepidoptera, Pieridae. Bases 120 to 2954 code for a protein of 944 amino acids.
ACCAACUCCUACACAAUCAUCAACAGAUAUUUUAGAGGCGUUUGUAAAUUCAGGCUGUUUACACAUACAAAAAUACAUUAAAAAAUACGUUGUCGACUGUCUUGUCUGCAAUCAUUAAUAUGAUCAAUCAAGUUAUCAAUAAUAAUCAAGCUUCAUUUUUGUCAUUUGUCAGUUCACACUUCACAAACACAAAUUGUUGUUGUUGUAAAAAUUGCGCGAAAUAUUGUAACUUAGACAAAAUAGUUGCUAAAAUGAUAAUGAAAAGAAAUUUAUUAGAAAGUGUUACAAUUAUAUCUUGUUGUUCAACAUUACUCUGCGUGUUAUUCAAUUAUACGACUAAUAUAUCACCACUAACCGGUUAUUGGUUUGUUGCGUAUACUAUCAUUUUAUUAAUUGCAUCUAUUAUAUUUAGUGUCAAAAUAAUUCAAUGGUUAUUGCAUCUAAAUAAACCAUUGAAAUACGAUUUGGAGUUUAUCAUUGAAAAAUAUCCUUUCUCAGCCUUCUUCGUCAAAGUUCUGCCCUUAAUUUCGAAGAACACUAAAACUCUUCACGAUUGCAAGGAGUAUGAUACCAAUGAGUUAAGUGUAAUAACAUCAGUUUUAGAAAGGAAACUAGUUUCAUCAUGGUAUAUCCAUUACAUAUCACAAGAAAUAAGUUUCCCAUUUGCUUGUAAACAGAUGUUGGAUCAGAUGAUAAGCAAAGCAUUUCAGAUUAGCAAUAAAAUAGAAAGCAAAGAUGUCUAUGUUGAUAUAUGUGCAAUACUAAUAAGUCACCUAAAGGAAUAUAAAAAUGCAUUAAAAAGACAUGAAAAGCCCUCUGAAAAAUCAUUAGAAUCACUAUAUAAGAAAGUUCAUGAAAUAUCUGAUAUUAAAAAUAAAAAUACAGCUGUUGCCGAUCACUGUAUAAAUAUUAUGAGACUUGUUUUAAAAGAGCUUGUUCCUUGGGAGUUGUGGGAUACACCUCAUUCAGAACUGAUUGUAAGAAUCCUUGCCAAGAAACUAGAUGAUUAUGUAAACUGCACAAUUUCCAAUCCUGUCUGGUUAAAUGAUAAAAUAUUGUCAAUAUUGACUCCACCAGAAGAUGUACCUGAUAAGAAAACAAUGCCACAUACAAAGGUAGAAAAAAAAGAUUUAUCAAGUUUGCAAGAAGAUGAAAUAGCUGUUCAAGCAACUCAACAACCUGAAAUCAAGGACAUUUCAAAUAGUCCAUCUAUUAUUAAGGACAAUAUAAAAGCUACUGAAGAAAAUGAUAAAUGUAUAGAAGCCAAAGAAAUUUUAACAACUACAGAGCCAGUUGAAAUAAAAUCUGUGUUACGUCAGCGUAGAGGCAGGCAAGGGAAAAAUGAAGUAAAAAUAUAUGAUAGAGUCAUCGAGGGCAGUGUAAAGACAUGGGAGACAGAUAUGGAUCUCCAGUGCAUCAGCAUGGGUCAGGACCUUCUUGCAAGUCUGGAUGAGCUGACUCUCAGCAGACUGUGGGGCCAUGAAGAGUUAGAGACUAUUCCCAAUAUGAGAGGCAUCUCUCCUCAACCAUUGUGGUUUGGUGAAGAAGAUGCCAUCGACCUAGACCCAGAGCCAGCUAAAGAGACGAAGAGCAGUCCAAAAGCGGCUGAUGCCUUGUUAAAGGACAUUCAGAGCACAGUGAACCAGGCUAAGAGCAAGAUCGGAGACCUGCAGGUCCCGUUGCACGUAGACAAGCCUCCUGGUGACGAAGCUGCUGGCAUGAUGGAGGGACUGUUGGAUAAAGGCAUCGCGGGGAUUAAAAAAGGACUGAGAUUUACGGGACUCAGUGAUGACUCGCAGGAGAAGUCGCCAUCUCACCAGCGAGAAAAGCUUUCACCGACAGAAAGACGGGGCAAGCUGGAAUUGGUAACAGAACAUAGGGAUAUUAAGGAGUACGCUCCUAAAGACGACAACUGUGUUCCCCAACUAGUGAAGCAGCAAAGGCUUGCAUCUCAAGACAGCUCGUCUCAAGCCCGUCCCUGUGUUGAGGCCGGCGUGGCCUUGUCAGAGUCUCCGGAGCCGCAGUACGAAGAAGCGGCCGAUCUCUCGCACUCCAUCGCCAAACUGCGCUCUCUGCUCAACGAAGCUGCGCCCAGAAACGAGGAGAUUUGGUGGGAGACAGCAGAAGAAACGCGUGGACGGACUCAGACGCAUCACUCCGAGAGACACGUUGACACUGCCACUCUCGCCGACGAAUACGAUAUGAAUUUAGAAAGAAACGCGUCCCCGACUCAAACCCCCAACAACAUGCAGAGGCUCGACAGAUUAUUCCAACGCACGGUGACGGGCGUGUUCAACUCGAUAAAGACAGCCGUGGGAGCCGACGGAGAAGGCGAAGUGCCUCACAAGUGGACCUACGUCACCACCAACGUCGACACCAGCGUGGGCAACGCUGUGUCCCGUCUGCUGGGGUCUCGUCGUGCUUUGGCGCACGUAGACGCGGCGCUGGACUCGCUGCAACAACUGCCGUCGCAGGCGCAUCCCGAUGAUGACCUCGAAGAGUGGACGUGGGCGAGCGGAGUUUGGUGCGCGGCGUGCGAAGUGCUCUGCGAGUUGGGGCUCCUCGAAGACCACGUCUCCUUCCGCCUCGCCACGCUGCUGCUGGCCGACGUAGCGGAGACAUUGAUCUGUUCGUGGUUAGUAGAGCUGACGGCGUGGAUGAGGCAACAAUUGUUCGCCGUGUUUGAGAGAAUGUCCGAGUCGGAAACUGAACCCCAAACCCCCGAGACGUUGAGAAAGUUCGAUGUCGACGAAACGUGUCGAAUUAUUUUGGAAAAAAUUCCAGAAACGUACAUAUUCGGCGAAGAGAAGUUGAGUCGGGCCGUUCGUCUCCUGGUGACGAGCUUCAGCCACGAGAGCAUCAACAGAGACGUCGUGUUUCGCACCAUCGACGUAUUCGCACAGCAUUUUAUCAAUUCCGCCGCAUUCAAGAACAUUUCCUUCGACGCUAAUUAAAAUUAUAAUUUAAUGUAUCAGGAUUAGUUUAAGUAUUUUAUUGGCCGCUUAAAAUCUAAAAUCAUCAUCGCACACAUUUAAUUUGUAAUUGAAUACAAUAUAAAUCAAUAUUGUAUUCUUCUAUAGAAUAAAUACAUAAACAUAGUUAGAAAAUAGGAAUUAUUUUGCAUAUAAUUUACCACUGAUCUCUGUUAGACUAUGUAUAUGUUCUGUCAGUAAUAGCUUAAUUGUCGUUAAACACUUGUUGUUUCCUGUUUAAUACUAUUUUUUUUAGUUAAAUCAUUUGAACAAUAAUAUGUUCAUGUGAUUUGUAAGCAACGGUCGAUAAAGGAAGAAUGUUUCGUAUGCUCUCUAUUAUUUGAUCUCACUAUAAUUAAGGAAAUAAAUACCAAAAAUACAAUU